Bombina bombina (fire-bellied toad) is the source of this 542-nucleotide messenger RNA. It is a transcript of the gene NDUFA11, whose product is annotated as NADH:ubiquinone oxidoreductase subunit A11. The record is from RefSeq and is a predicted model, not a curated record. Gene Ontology annotation, biological process: mitochondrial respiratory chain complex I assembly. The transcript has 4 exons. The coding region runs from base 52 to 462 and encodes 136 amino acids. NCBI's taxonomy places the organism in Eukaryota, Metazoa, Chordata, Amphibia, Anura, Bombinatoridae.
CAUUUGACGUCACAAGCGACACGGCUGUCUGUCCUUGGAGUCUGGGUGAAAAUGGGGUAUUGGGAGAUACCGGAGGGAACCGACUGUGUGAAGAAGACAUGGCUGACAACGCGAGUUGGGGCAGCACUGGGUCUGGUUGGUUCUGCAUACCAUAUUGUCGCAUUUCAGCCCAACACAGCGUUGCAGGGACUUCAGAGAGCUGCUACAGGGACCAUAACUAUGGCUACUCUUGGUGCAAUCUUUGGGAUUUCCACCUGUCUUAGUGCCCAGAUUCGCGAGAAGCCAGAUGAUGCUUUUAAUUAUUUUGUAGGAGGGUGUGCUUCAGGCAUCUUCCUAGGUGUCAAAACCCACAACUACAUGACCGGGACAACUGCCUGCCUUGCCCUGGGGACAAUUGCAGCCCUCACCAAGAUUGGGAAGAAGGAAGGCUGGGUCUUAAUUCCAUCUGAACCCAAAUUAUGACCUCACUUGACCACUCUGCUUCCUGUAAAAUAAUUGCUCUUAUUAAACUAAAACCUAUGCUUAUGGAUUUCUGUAUACAA